AAAAGUAGAAAACAGAGUAGAUGAAAAGAGAGAGACAUUCAAUUCCCUCUCCCUCAUGUAUAUAUAAAGCCUAUUACACUGCAUUCUACAGCAGCUUAAAACAGCAAUGGCGAAGCGUUUGAAGCUCAGAAUUUGCAGAGCCAUCGCCACCACUCUGCAAUCCUGCCGCUCCAAACAUCCUUCCCAUCUCCCAACAGAUCCCACCCCUUCACUCUCACACCCCUCCGAAUUCCCCCAACCUCACCCCGCCAACCACCCGCCGCAAUUCAAUUGCCAAAACGAAGAAAAAUGGCACGUCGUCGUCGAAAUCCCCGCGCCACCACCGCCGGAGAAGAUCCGCCGCCGCUCGAAGAAGAAGAAGCAACGAUACAUCCCCAGCCGCCUCCGCCUCCGCCUCAGCACUUCCUCCGCCGACAGCGGCUGGUUCAGCACCGAGGAAACCGAAACCCUAGUCUCCUCAUCUCCGCGAUCCUCCUCCGAUCUGCAUCCGAUCGGAGAGAAAUCGCACGCCGCAAACCCUAGAAAUUCCCGUCGCCGGAGCCGGAGACCAACGCGAUCGUCGAAUCGAACGGCGGCGGAGGGGAAUUCGCCGGCGCCGGCGAGGCUGUCGAUGCUGAAGAAGCUGAUUCCGUGCACGGUGGAUGGGAAAGUGAAGGAGAGCUUCGCGGUCGUGAAGAAAUCGGAGGAUCCGCUGGGGGAUUUCAGGAGGUCGAUGGUAGAUAUGAUCGUGGAGAAGCAGAUGUUCGAGAAGAAGGAUUUGGAGCAGCUGCUGCAGUGCUUUCUCUCCUUGAAUUCAAGGAAUUACCAUGGGGUUAUCGUCGAGGCUUUCUCCGAGAUUUGGGCCGCGAUGUUUACACCGCCGCCUGUGGGGCAUUACCGGCGCCGGCGCCGAGUGUCGCGAGUCGCUUCGUCGUUUUAAAUUUAUUUGAAUUUGUAAUUCUGUAUUACGAAUGUAAGAUAUUUUAGAUAUAUAUGUCGCUAUCACUCUCUACGGCUAAUGUAAGAUAUUUUAGAUAUAUAUAGUUGUAUUAUAAGUAAGAAUUUAAUUUAGUUAA
Salvia splendens (bonfire salvia) is the source of this 1055-nucleotide messenger RNA. Its product is annotated as transcription repressor OFP7. The transcript has a single exon. Gene Ontology annotation, biological process: negative regulation of DNA-templated transcription. NCBI's taxonomy places the organism in Eukaryota, Viridiplantae, Streptophyta, Magnoliopsida, Lamiales, Lamiaceae. The coding region runs from base 107 to 919 and encodes 270 amino acids. The record is from RefSeq and is a predicted model, not a curated record.